GUUGAAUCCCCCAAUUGUGAUGCGAACUUUGGGGAUUCCGCUGGGCAUUGGAUCUUUCAUACUGAGCGUCACAUUGACAUUGCGACUUGCGGAUGCGGGACGAACGCACUUCCAUUACCCCGAGCUUACAUCGAUGCUUUCUCUUUUGUCUCCGCCCAGUCUUUUAUCAACCCGACGUUCGACGUGAGACAGGCAGGAAGAAGAGGCGACACGAGGGACGAAGACCACGUCAGUCAUGGUACGCCUUACAAUAACUCCUUGCAUCACAGAGGGCCUGCAGAAGUUGGCUGAGGUCAGAUCGAACCGGGACAAGUCGGAAGGCUUGGACACGAAGACGAACACAGCAAUCCAGACGACGACGUCGGAUGCACCUUCGCCCUCUGCAGCGACGCCCGAAGCCGAGGAGCCCAGUCUUGAGAAGCCGAUUGUCGGUAACCCAAUUACGCACCGCCAGAUACUCGACCUAUUCAAGGAGUUGAGGAGUGAGGGUGUCGAUGGCUUCAGCCUGGAAGGACUGCUCCGAGGGGCCACGAUAUACAUCCCUCCGCCACCCCCAAAGCCAGAGCCUUCCGCCGAGUACAAGGCCCUUAUGGCUCGCCUGCGACGCGAAGAAGAGGAACGAACAUACCAACGCAUGAUGAAGCAGCCAUCUCGGAUGGAAAAGUUCUCUCAGCAAUUCCCCAGCGCCACCACGAGAGCCCAUGCGUUUGCUGAAGUAAAUCGCCCCAUGCGCGAGUCGGACAAUGGCGACGACGAGGCCACGCUCGGCGAUGUGCAGAAGCAGGUGAUGGUCAUUCUCAACUUUCUCAUCAGCAUUAUCGGCGUUGCCGCGACGAUAUGGAUCGCAGCCCGCUGGUGGAACAUUACCGCGCGCAUAUUCCUGACACUCGCCGGGUCCAUCCUCGUUCUCGUCGCAGAGGUCGCCGUCUACUCGGGCUACGUGUGGAGGCUGACGGAGGCCAAAACAAAUCGAAAGGAACCAGAAGAGAUCAAAGAGGUGAUGCAGACGUGGGUGUUGGGCAAAGACGAAGACGGCGGCGGCAAGCCGGGAGAAGAGCCGACAAUGCUCCUCAAUACCAAGACGCAGGACACAGAAGAGGGAAUACGGCGGCGAUUGAAGGGACUAUCAUAGUUGUUGACUCCACGAAAUGCGACAAGUAUUACGAGGUCCCCAUGCCAAGUCGACUUUUUGAGACUGAGCGCUUUUUUUGUUGCUCGAGUUGUCGAGCCUGUUCCAAACGGUGCGGCGGUGGCGUCGGGGACGGAUCUCAUUUGACCCACAACGAACGGCACCGGAUCCCCCGGCCCCAGAAGGGAUGCAUUCAAAAGGGACCCCGCCUGCCAGUGCUUGGAAGAGGAGGAGCAGAAACCACUGUGUCGAAGAAGACGACGGACAUGAUGACACGUGAUGACGCGGGUGAAUCUGUGCGACGCGCCUCGGACGCGUCUGGUUCCACGUCAUGAUUCGCGUGGCGCGCUUUUAUGGUGG
Colletotrichum destructivum is the source of this 1489-nucleotide messenger RNA. Its product is annotated as Putative ATPase, vacuolar ER assembly factor, Vma12. The coding region runs from base 236 to 1132 and encodes 298 amino acids. The record is from RefSeq and is a predicted model, not a curated record. Gene Ontology annotation, cellular component: endomembrane system. The transcript has 2 exons. NCBI's taxonomy places the organism in Eukaryota, Fungi, Ascomycota, Sordariomycetes, Glomerellales, Glomerellaceae. Gene Ontology annotation, biological process: vacuolar proton-transporting V-type ATPase complex assembly.